This is a messenger RNA of Amphimedon queenslandica, 1363 nucleotides long. RefSeq lists its product as uncharacterized. The record is from RefSeq and is a predicted model, not a curated record. The transcript has 4 exons. Bases 25 to 1317 code for a protein of 430 amino acids. Lineage: Eukaryota; Metazoa; Porifera; Demospongiae; Haplosclerida; Niphatidae.
AAGUAACUCGAGAAAGCAAUAAAGAUGUUCCAUAAGAAGAAACCAGCUCCAAUGUCUGGCAGUAAUCCAGAGCCAGUUGACAUUACACCGGGGGAAGAUGAUCCAAAGCAUAAAGUCAAAGUAUUCCUGUCACCAGAUCACUCCAUCAAGCCGGUAGCUGACUUCAUCAGUUCAGCAUCAAAAUCAAUCGACAUGUACAUACCAGAAUGGAAGACAUGGACGUAUCCAGCCAAUGCUCCACUCGCUCCACCAAUGUGGUGUGCCGAAACAAACCCGAUAUUCCAAUGUCUAGUAAAUGCCGGAGUCAAGAAAGUCAAAAUGAGGUUUCUGACACAUGGGCCACAGAAACCGUUCGUGCCUUUUAUGUGUGACAUAUGGGAGUGGUUCAUAAUGCAAGACGCAAAAGUGAGCUUCAUUUUGCCACAGAUGCUGACAAUUGGUGGCAUCAUGAUGAUCAUUGAUGGAGAGAAGAUACUGAUGACGACCAUGAGUGGUAACGAAGCCUCUUUCAUUUUCAAUCGAGAGAGCACAAUCAUCUUGGAGACGAAAUGCGACCAGGUCGUAAAAUUAUUUCAAGACACAUUUGAAAACGAUUUCUCCAAGGGAACGCCAUUUGCACCAACAAAGAAAAUGAUACUAAACACAAAACCGCCUCAACUUGAUCCAGCUUCUGUGGUUCUCACGCAAACCUUCAUAUUCCCGAAAAUAACGUCUAAGCCGCAGCCACCCACUGCACUGGUUAAAUCUGAAAUGGAUGUGAACAUAUCGAGCAUAAUGGAAGCAGAUGAUGUGGAGUAUACACUAGCAAUGGCAGGACCAGAGCUUGCCGAGUGGAAUAUACUAAGAGGAAUCAAUUCGCUGAGCUUUGUUCAAGUUGCAACUCCCAGUCUGACCAAUAGUAAAGUAUCUGAUAUGAUACUCACUGCUUAUGGGCAGAAUGCAUCAACUUCUGUCAACAUAGCUUACAUGCUGGUAGAUAAAGAUGAAGCAAAAAAAUCUGAUGAUAAUAUUUUAGAUCUCUACAAUAAUGGAAUGAAUUAUCGAAUAUUCAGAGGACCAUUGUAUGAUGAGGACAAGAAAACAAAGAUGUACUUCACUCAUGGUGGACAGAACUAUAUCAACACAGGCAGUACUUCAAUGUACUUCAUGACAGGUACUCUGUCGGAUGAUGAUUUGAACAAGCAUCGUAAUUUCUACGUUUCUUUCAAUUCAGCAAAAUUGUGUACAAAGAUUGCCAAAGUUUUUACUGAUGAUCAAAGAUAUGCUAAAUUGUGGAAUCCAACAACUAAAACUGCAGUUGGACCAGAGGAAAAAUAAAAAAAUUUUAUCAUGCAUAGUACAUACCUACAUGUAUAAUACAUAC